Sitophilus oryzae (rice weevil) is the source of this 1100-nucleotide messenger RNA. Its product is annotated as isopentenyl-diphosphate Delta-isomerase 1-like. Lineage: Eukaryota; Metazoa; Arthropoda; Insecta; Coleoptera; Curculionidae. Gene Ontology annotation, cellular component: cytoplasm. Gene Ontology annotation, molecular function: isopentenyl-diphosphate delta-isomerase activity. The transcript has 3 exons. Bases 257 to 994 code for a protein of 245 amino acids. Gene Ontology annotation, biological process: isoprenoid biosynthetic process; isopentenyl diphosphate biosynthetic process. The record is from RefSeq and is a predicted model, not a curated record.
AUGUCAUUUAAAUCUGUCAAAUCACAUUUGAUGUCAUGAUAAUAUCAUAUCAUAAUAUUGUAAUGUAAUUUUAAAAGAUUCAAUUUGGAAUACUUGUGAAAGUUUUUAACAUUCCUCAGCAUUAGGAAGUGAAAUUUUGGAAUGUUAAUAUUAAUAAGUUUCUUGACUUACUACCUGACCAAAACUAAGAUAGUCUGUAUUCACAUAAAAACUAGUCUUAUUUUAACUUCUUCAAUUUUAAGGUGCUAAAACAAAGAUGUUCGUCUCAGUUUUGAGAAAUGUGGCUAGUCAAUAUGUUAAGCGAUCUUUUACCAGUGCACCUGCUGCAAAUAACAAAAUAGAUUUGCAACAAGAGGCUAUGCUGAAGGAAAAAUGCUUUCUAGUCGAUGAUAAUGAUAAUAUUACUGGUGCGGCGAGUAAAAGGGACUGUCAUCUAGUUCAGGAAGAUGGUCAUAUUCCUUUACAUCGAGCCUUUAGUGUGUUUUUAUUUAAUAAUCAUGGAGACCUACUUUUACAGAAAAGGUCAUCAGAGAAGAUAACUUACCCAGAUUGUUACACAAAUUCAUGCUGUAGCCAUCCUUUAGCAGAUUACCCUGAAGAAGCAGAAGGGGCUGUUGGUAUAAAAAAGGCGGCAAAAAGAAGACUAAUUCAUGAGUUAGGUAUUAAACCGGAUACAAUCUCUUUGGAGAAUAUGCAUUACAUUACAAGGAUACAUUACAAAGAUCCUGGUAAUGGUAAAUACGGAGAACACGAAAUAGAUUAUGUUCUAUUCAUACAGCAAGAUGUUAAACUUAAGCCCAACCCUGACGAAGUGUCAGAGAUAAGUUUUGUACCCAGAACGGAGUUCGAUGAUUUUGUUCCCACUUUAACCGGCCAAUGGACCCCUUGGUUCAGUUUGAUUUUGAAGCACAGAUUAAAGUACUGGUGGGAUAAUUUAGAUAAGCUUGAAGAAAUUAAGGAUCAUAAGAAAAUAUUAAAAUUAAAAAGUGAAUAGUAUUCGAGAUUAGGUAUAUUUAAAGGAUUUUUAUUUUGCAUGUGUUUAUAUUUUUGUCUUUAUAAAAGUGCAUAUAAAUUAAAUUAUUAAAAAGUUUAUUAAGUAA